AUGUACUCCAGACCAUCAUCAAGUUCAAGUUCAAGUUCAUCUUCUUCAAAUACUGAAGAAUAUGAUCAACUCGUUGAUGAUCUCUUCACAUACCAACCCCCAACUUUCCUCAUGCCCCAAACACAAUCCCAACCCACUACAAAAACACCUAGAGGGGGUACGGAUAGAAGAGAUAGGGAAAUGGGACAUGCCUGGCUGUUUAAUGAUUAUUUUUCCGAUAAUCCUGUGUACAACACCACCCAAUUUAGAAGAAGAUUUCGUAUGCAACGACCUUUGUUUUUACGUAUAAUGAACAAGGCCGUUGAAGGUGAUGUUUACUUCCAACAGCGUAGGGAUGCAGCUGGAAGGUUAGGCUUGUCCCCUUUGCAAAAAUGUACAGCCGCGAUAAGAAAGUUAGCCUACGGCAUGGCUGCAGAUGCCGUGGAUGAAUACGUUCGAAUCAGCAUGAUAGGCAGCAUUGAUUGCAUGCAUUGGGAAUGGAAGAACUGUCCAACGGCUUGGAAAGCGCAGUACGCCGGUAGGAAUAAGAAAGCAACGCUAAUACUAAAAGCCGUUGCGGAUCAGGAUUUAUGGAAUUCCUUCUUUGGUAUUCCCGGAUCUUGUAAUGAUCUUAAUGUGUUGUACCGUUCACUAGUGUUCGAUGAGGUUCUGCAUGGUCGAGCUCCUCCGGUAAAUUUUACAGUUAACGGCCAUGAAUACAACAUGGCUUAUUACAUAGCCGACAGUUUUUGUCCGAAGUUGGAAACUUUUAUUCAGGGUAUCAUAUACCCUCAACUUCAGAAGGAUAAAAUGUUCACUGACCACCAGGCUGCUGCUCGAAAGGACGUUGAAAGAGCUUUCGGUGUUUUGCAAGCUCAAUUUGCAAUAAUACGAAAACCGUCACUGGCGUACGAUGAGGACAUACUGCGGGACAUAAUGAAAGCAUGUAUCAUUAUGCACAACAUGAUUGUUGAAGAUGAGCGCCACAACUACACUCGAGCCGAAGCUCUAAGAAGCUUCUACGAAGAAGAUCAACAAGAAUUAACAGCAGCAUCAACGUCUACAACGCCACCGUUUGAAUUCAACAUAGGCCGACCUACCAACUUUGACUUUAACUCAUUUCUACAAAGAAAAGCUUCUCUCCGUGAUAGAGAAAUUCAUCUAUCUCUGAAACGUGAUUUAGUUGAACAUAUUUGGUUACAAUACGGGCCAAGUAAUUAG
Messenger RNA from Chenopodium quinoa (quinoa), 1200 nucleotides. RefSeq lists its product as uncharacterized. NCBI's taxonomy places the organism in Eukaryota, Viridiplantae, Streptophyta, Magnoliopsida, Caryophyllales, Amaranthaceae. The coding region runs from base 1 to 1200 and encodes 399 amino acids. The record is from RefSeq and is a predicted model, not a curated record. The transcript has 2 exons.